CCGGCUACGUCGGCGCGAGAUGCCGGAACUCACGUGGUACGUUCAGGUCGGGUCCCCGCUUCGCGCGAGUCACCGCGUUCCACGAUGACAGGCUUUCCACGCUCCGGUCGCCCUUAGGCAUGCGCGACAGACAUUCGGAUCAACUAAGAAUACAAACUGAAGCCCUACGACUUCUCACCGGUUUGCGCUCUCGCCGAGGCUCGGGCUGCUUGCGGACCGGCCUCCUUCGUUCCGCUUCUCCCCACUCCGAAAGUUUAAGGGCGGCGUCAGCUUGCUGUUGGCAGGUCCCUGGGCAAACAGUGUGUGAGAUGGGACGGACGUCAAAGGACAAGCGGGAUGUCUACUACCGCCUAGCCAAGGAGAAUGGCUGGCGUGCCCGCAGUGCCUUCAAGCUGCUACAACUUGACGAGGAAUUCCAACUCUUCCAAGGUGUGACGCGGGCAGUUGACCUGUGUGCGGCCCCGGGCAGCUGGAGCCAGGUGCUGAGCCAGAAGAUUGGGGGCCAGGGGUCCGGCCACGUCGUGGCCGUGGAUCUUCAGGCUAUGGCUCCACUACCAGGUGUGUUACAGAUCCAGGGGGAUAUCACCCAGCUGUCCACUGCCAAGGAGAUCAUCCAGCACUUUGAGGGCUGCCCCGCCGACCUAGUGGUGUGCGACGGGGCUCCUGAUGUAACCGGCCUCCAUGAUGUUGAUGAGUAUAUGCAGGCCCAGCUCCUCCUAGCCGCUCUGAACAUUGCUACACAUGUCUUGAAGCCAGGGGGCUGCUUUGUGGCCAAGAUCUUCCGAGGCCGGGAUGUGACACUGAUCUACAGUCAGCUGCGUGUCUUCUUCUCCACCGUGCUCUGUGCCAAGCCCAAGAGCAGCCGGAACUCCAGCAUUGAGGCCUUUGCUGUCUGUAAGGGUUAUGACCCCCCUGAGGGCUUCCUGCCGGACCUGACCAAACCCCUGCUGGACCACUCUUACGAUCCAGAUUUCAACCAAUUAGAUGGUCCCACCCGCAUCAUUGUACCAUUUGUGACCUGUGGGGACCUGAGCGCCUAUGAUUCGGACCGCAGUUACCCACUGGAUCUAGAGGACGGCUCAGAAUACAAGUAUACUCCGCCCACGCAGCCCCCCAUCUCACCACCGUACCAGGAGGCCUGCACCUUGAAGAAGAAGGGGCGGCUGGCCAAGGAGAUCCGACCCCAGGACUGCCCCAUCAGCACAGUGGACACGUUGCCUCAGUCCCUGGCCGCCCCACAGCGCCACACCCUGCUGGCCUCUGAGGUGGAAGACAGUGAAAUGAACUGUUCGCCUUAAGAUGUUAAGUUAGCUGGCAAUCUGAUAAGGACUCGGAAGCUGUUUGCUGUCAGGAAAACCAGAACUUGAGUUGAUGAACUUGUUUUCAAAUAUCUCAUCAACCGGUCCUGAACAUACAAGCUCCGAGUGGGAACCUGCAGCAACCACCAGGAACACAGCGAGGAAAGAAACAUCACGGAAUGUCCGUCUGCACUGCAGAGGGGAUUCUUGAGUGGGGUCUUGCCUCUUCUCUAAAUCUUUCCAGCCGUGUCCUGAUUAUGUCCAGAAUUUACCCUGAGAGCGGGGGUUCUUAACCUGGGUAGAAGUCAGGGUUAUGUGUGGAUUUGAUGGAGGGAAACAUUACAUCUUUAUUUUCACUAAUAUAAGUGAAAUUUUAGCUAUACUCCCGGAUCUGAAUGCUGGCAUCAAAUCACAAUAGUAAAAGCAGUGCCUGCAACUUCCACCAAUACAGAUCACAGUUACUUUUUUAUGUUAUGUUACAGUCGUUGCAGGCAUCUUAAAAUGUUGUUCACAUUGGUCACUACUUUGAA
Messenger RNA from Eubalaena glacialis (North Atlantic right whale), 1828 nucleotides. RefSeq names its product FtsJ RNA 2'-O-methyltransferase 1 (gene FTSJ1). Gene Ontology annotation, cellular component: cytoplasm. The record is from RefSeq and is a predicted model, not a curated record. The coding region runs from base 120 to 1298 and encodes 392 amino acids. Gene Ontology annotation, molecular function: tRNA methyltransferase activity. Lineage: Eukaryota; Metazoa; Chordata; Mammalia; Artiodactyla; Balaenidae. Gene Ontology annotation, biological process: cytoplasmic translation; tRNA methylation. The transcript has 13 exons.